This is a messenger RNA of Puccinia triticina, 990 nucleotides long. RefSeq lists its product as uncharacterized. NCBI's taxonomy places the organism in Eukaryota, Fungi, Basidiomycota, Pucciniomycetes, Pucciniales, Pucciniaceae. Bases 1 to 990 code for a protein of 329 amino acids. Gene Ontology annotation, cellular component: membrane. The record is from RefSeq and is a predicted model, not a curated record. The transcript has 3 exons.
AUGCGUCCUCAUCGGCCGCUCCCCUUACAUAGCCUCGCCAUCCGCGACGCGGUUUUUCUCCCUCGCUCUCAUCUUAUUCCGCUUGCUAUCGUCUCCUGCGGCCCUGUUUCCACGCCCCGGGCCUCUCUAAUACUUUAUUCCCAAAACUUCCACCGAUCAUACCUUGGAGCGUACCCGCCUCCGCGACAUUCCCUGGCCGCCACGAGCCGAGACCGAUAUACGUACAUAUACACACGCGUGGACGAUGCCAGUGGAGCACGAGAUGGUCGGCGGGCCGCUGUGGCGCUACCGGCUGUUCGCAUACCAGCCGUCGGUGCAGCUGGAGGUGUUUUUCGCGGUGGCGUUUUUCUGCACGGUGGUGCUGCACACGGUGCAGCUGUUCCAGACGCGCACGUGGUGUUUCCUGCCGUUCGUGUUGAGUGUAUCGGCUUUGUGAGCCGGGCGCUGCUGGUCAACGACGGCGUCUCCGGGUGGCACGUGGGGCUGGACGUGGGCCAGACGCUGCUGCUCCUGCUGGCCCCGACGCUCUUCGCGGGCUCGCUGUACAUGGUCCACACCCGGAUCGUCCGGCUGACGGGCGGCGAGGCGCACUCGGCGGUGCCAGUGCGGUGGCUGACGAAGCUGGGGACGUUCAUGCUGUUUGUUGUGCAUGGGCUGGUGUUCUAUGUGCGGAUGGGGCGGCGGCCGACGAUGGGCUCGGAGACGGCGAAUACGAGCUGGCGGCGGCACCUGCGGCUGGUGGUGGUGGCCAGUGGGCUGAUCCUGGCGCGGGAUGGCUUCCGGCUGGCGGAGUAUCUCCUGGGGCCGGGCGGGGUGCUGCGGCAGAGGGAGAUCUUCACGAUCCUGCUGGACUCGGUGCUCAUGUUCCUGUGCAUGCUGCUCUUCAACCUCUUCCACCCCUCCACCGCCCUCGCCGAGCAGGCCGAGCACCCCGCCGAAAUCCCGGUGCUUGGCGAGCGCGGGGUGGAGAAGGAGCCGUUUGUCAUCUAG